Phycodurus eques (leafy seadragon) is the source of this 2570-nucleotide messenger RNA. It is a transcript of the gene stxbp6, whose product is annotated as syntaxin binding protein 6 (amisyn). The transcript is spliced from 7 exons. The record is from RefSeq and is a predicted model, not a curated record. Gene Ontology annotation, cellular component: exocyst; plasma membrane. Lineage: Eukaryota; Metazoa; Chordata; Actinopteri; Syngnathiformes; Syngnathidae. Gene Ontology annotation, biological process: Golgi to plasma membrane transport; regulation of SNARE complex assembly; exocytosis. Bases 309 to 1040 code for a protein of 243 amino acids. Gene Ontology annotation, molecular function: phosphatidylinositol-4,5-bisphosphate binding.
CUAGCUCCUCCAUCCACAGUCGCAGUCAGUCACACAGUCAAGCCGACGUGAGGACUCGUCGCUCGGGCUUCUACGGUAGAAAAAAAAAAGUCGCCUUUCAAUCAACCGACUGUGGAGGGAAGACGGAGAAAAAAAAAGAGAACAAUGUUUGACACGACAAGUUAGCUUUUUUUUUUUUUUUUUUUUUUUGUGGUACGAGAAAGACGGGAUUUAAGGGGGGCGGGGGAGCACGUGGAACGUUUUAAAAAGCAAACAAGCUGCUGCAGAGUGUACCUAAACGUUUGCCAGCUGACCCGCAAGCUUCCAAGAUGAGUGCCAAAGCCGCCAUCAACAAGGAGGUCUUCGUACCCCACGACGAGAAGAUGCUGGCAGCCGUGCAGGUGAAGCGGAAGACUAAGAAGAAGAUUCCUUUCCUGGCUACUGGUGGCCAGGGAGACUACCUGACAUUCAUCUGCCUCGCAGUGACGAAUAAGAAGCCCGCCCACGUCACCAUCACCAAAGUGAAGCAGUUCCAAGGAUCGUCCGGCUUUGUCAAACGCUCACAGUGGACUAUCGACCAACUACGGCAGGUCAACGGCAUUGACUCCAACAAAGACUCCCCGGAGUUUGACCUGACGUUCGAUAACGCCUUGGACCAGUGGGUUGCCGGUUCUGCGGGAGAGAAGUCCACCUUUGUCCAGAUUCUUCACCACACCUGCCAGCGCUACAUCCCCAUGCGAAAACCAGAAUUUGUCAACUGUCAGUCCAAACUGCUGGGAGAAGUCCAAGCAGUAGAUUCAGUCGUUGUCCGUUGCAAAGUGUUUAUGAACAGAGUGAGGAAAGAUCUGGUUGCUCACCAUAGUCAUCUCACAAGACGAGGCAACAGUAUACUCCACUCGGCCGCAGACAGCGUGACGAGCGCCGUGCAGAAGGCCAGCCAGGCUCUGAACGAGCGAGGCGAGCGACUGGGCCGGGCCGAGGAGAGGACCGCCGACAUGAUGAACAGCGCCGAACAGUUUUCCGUCACAGCGCACAAGCUUGCCAUGAAGCACAAGUGUUAAAACAACCACUACCAAAACCAACUUCGGGAGGGCGCCGGAGGGGGGUUAUCACCAAUCGCCACUCGCUCUCCAGGACUCUGGAUUUGUGUUGCUUUUGAAAAAGACGUUACAAUAUUUAAGUUAGGGUAUUGAAGAAGACAAAGAAGCGGUAAAGUGUUGACUUGAAGUCAGAUACCAUGCUUCUGUUAACAACCUCUCACACAGACAAGCCAUGACUCCAAGACGUGGACCAUUUUCUAUGACAGUUUUACUUAUUUAUGAGCGCUCUGGUGGGUGGUAACCACACGCACACACACACACACACACACACACACCAAGAGACAUUCCCUUUUUAAAGCCAGUCCCGUUUCCACAUUAAUAAUUAGACAACGCCCUUGGGGGAGAGCCUAAAUGAAUAAUCACAUCCGUGCUACAAACGGAGAACAUCUGCUCGCUCCAGCUUUGCGAUUGAUAAAUCCACAAGUGUCCGUCAGUAUGGGACGCGGCGCGCUUUGAAGUCGACUAUUGUUGUUGUUUAACCUUUCACAAUAUACAAAACAAGUAUUCAAAAAAAUAAAUAAAUAGCACAUACAGUGGAACUUCCAAGAUCGGUUUGAUUAAAAAAUUAUUUGAGCAUUUGUUUCAGUCAACACUGCCAACAUCAUUGAGCCUGCUUGCUUUAAAUAACAAUAUUCCGAUUUUUAACACUCGUAAAAUAAUUUACCCGUUCUAGUGUGAAUAUGUUGCUGAUGCAGAUCGUCUUUUAACCUGAACUGCCGAACAAAUAUAAAAGCCAACCACUAAUGUAAAAUGUGAAACUUGUGAAUUGACAAAACAUUUGGCAUCAAGCUAGCAGCUAGCGCGAGAAGUUUACAGUCUACAAUUUAUCUCAGUGCUGCAAACAGACGGACUCAUGCACAAUAUCAGUCCAUAAAGAUCCACAUUUUCUUUUGUUAACAUAAAAUUGUCAAGCCAAUGGAAGUUAUUUUCACUGUAAUCCACCCGCUAAUUAAAUGUAAAACGUUACAACACACACAUAAAACGCUCUACAUUUUGAUCAUAAGCAAAUGACUGCUGGCUCGUGAAAGGUUAGCACACGAAGCUAACGUAGCUAACGAAAAUAUUUAUUCCCGUUUUUGUUUUUCGUGUGAGACCGUCCUGCACUUGAAGAACAAUGUAUUAUUUUGCGUAUCUGAGACUUUUUGUGUUGGCGGGAGGCCGCCUGCGUCGCUUGGAUCCGCUUAGCUUCCGUGUGUCAAAAAGCCAAACGUUGUCAGCCUUCUCUGGUCCGUGUUGUACAACUGGUGACUCCUUUCUCCGCCGGUUUCACUUCGAAUGUCUCUAUUCCAGCUCUAACAUGGCUGCUGCUUCUGUAACGGUGGUCGCUCAUCAAAAGCUAUUUUACUUACUUCUGAUGUAUCUGAUUUCAAAUGUAUUUUCUAAUUGACAUUUUAAUGCACUCUUUCAGCAAAAAUUGUUCGUGCUUUCACUUCCUCUGUCUAACGCAACACUUUGGAUGUUUGUUUUGAAUAAUAAAAAGAAAUAAGCCUA